CGCCAGCCGCGGCGCCGGUGCCCGCCGGCGGGGCGGCGGAUCCCGAGCCGAUGGCGGCGCCGCUGCGCGGCCGGCAGCCGGAGCAGGAGAGCAGCACGCAGAUGUCGCAGCGGCUGCAGGCCUACAGCGACGCCCUGCUCUCUAUCAUCGCCACGGUGAUGAUUUUGCCAGUGGCACACACGAAAGUACAUCCCGAUCAGAAACUAGGUGAAAGUGUUCAGCAACUUCUUCUAACAAAAAUUGCAGUCUACUUGAUGACUUUCUUAAUAGUCACAGUGGCAUGGACAGCUCAUGUAAGGUUAUUUCAGGUGAUAGAGCUUAUAGAUGAUGUCCUUGCUCUUCUGAAUCUGGCUUGUAUGAUGGUCAUAACUUUCUUGCCAUACACAUUUUCCUUAAUGGCCUCAUUUCCAGGGGUACCUUUUGGCAUUUUCCUCUUCAGUGUCUGUGCUAUUGUCAUAGGCCUUAUACAGGCUGUGAUAGUAGUGUAUGGAUUCUAUCACCCACACUUACUGAAUCAAGACAUAAAUUCUGUGAAUCACGAUGCCUGUAAGCGUCAUAUGUUAAAGAUUAUCCUGAGAGGACCAGCUUUAUGCUUUCUAGCAGCCAUCUCUUCUUUUUUCUUCAUUCCUUUGUCUUAUGUAUUUCUUGGGCUUGUAAUCGUUCUGCCGCAUCUCACUCGCUUCCUCAUGUGGUGUAAACAGAAGGUUGUUGGUCAGAGAGAUGAAGAGGAGCAACACAGCUUAGAAACCUUCACCUUUUACCUCAGUGAGCCUCUGAGUAAGGAACGUGUAGAAGCAUUCAGUGAUGGAGUCUAUGCUAUUGUAGCAACCUUACUUAUUUGUGAUAUCUGUGAAGAUAAUGUUGCUGAUCCCAGAGAUGUUGAGGAGAAGUUCCAUGGCAGCCUUCUUGAAGCUUUAAGUGAAUAUGGGCCAAACUACCUUGCCUACUUCGGCUCAUUUGUAACAAUUGGACUCCUGUGGUUUGUCCAUCACUCGCUUUUCCUUUAUGUGAUAAAACCCACACGGCUAAUGGGACUGCUUAACACAUUUUCAUUGGCUUUUAUUGGUGGGCUUCCACUGGCUUACCAGCUGACAAGUGAGUUUGCAGAGAAGUCUCACAACGAAAUAGAAGCCAUUCAAGUCAGCUGUGUUAUCACUUUCUUUGCCAGCAUAUUUCAGUUUGCAAUAUGGACUACAGCCCUCCUCCAUGAACAGGAAACGUUGCAUCCUUUUGCUAGAUAUGGUGGCAAGGAGCAUGCCUUCAUGUUUGCCAAACUGGCUCUCUACCCUUGUGUAAGCCUUGGGGCCUUCUUUCUAACGUGCUUGUUGAGUGAAUUUAGCACAGCAGUUUUCCAUCUCAUGCAGAUUGUAGUCCCAUUUGCUUUCCUUGCCCUGCGCAUCUUUGUUAGGAUUUCUUUAACUGUUAUUAAGUCUGUGAUGUCUCUCUCCAGACAGAAGGUUGUGCUGCUAGAAGAAGAGGAGGCUUGUUUGUCUCCUGAAACACUGUCCUAAAGCUCUGCACAGUGCAUGUGAAGUUGUAACGCUAACUUCAGUUCUUCUAACUCACAUUGCCUUUGUAUGUGGAUUAUAUUGAUCUAAACCAAAGCCUGCAUUAGCUGGGGCAUAUUUUAAGUUGUAGCUGAUUGUGCUUGAGACCCUUUCUCCAGCAUUUGUAAUUGAAAAAAAUUGCAUAAGUAGGGAAUACAAAGAAAAGCAUGUUCCCAUUCCUUUAGAGUUAGCCUUUUGGAAAAAAAAUGCUGCUUGAGAUACCACUGCAGUCAUGAUCAGCUAAGAAGGGCAUAAACAGAUUGCCCAGUGAAAUGCCUUUCUUUCUGACAUGGCAGUUGUUACAGCAGCCAAACACAGAUGUAGAAGCUGACUCUGAUCUUCUAAGAGAAAGAGUUUGGCAUGGAAGACAUGGAGACAUCUGGUUUUCUGGAUGGUGCAUCAUAGUAGAAUUUUUUGCAUACAGGUUGCUGGUCUCCCUUUUUUAUUUGGUUUGUUUGGGUUUUGGUUGGUUUAUUUUAAUGGUUACCAGGUCUCUUCUGCAUAGUCACUAACUUGUGCCAGCAUUUUGGAAGCUGUUUGUGUCUGAGUGGCUCUGAGCAUGAAUUUAAAUGAAGUGCAAUUGUAAGCUUCAUGCAGGCUACCUGAACAGAAAUUGUUCAGGCAUAUCUGUUCCUUUUAAAAAAGGAUGCAUUUAAAAAAUGGGGAUUUAUGUGGCUACGUAGCCAAGGUUUGUACUAGCUUUGAUAUCUCCCAAGGAAGACAUUCAAAGAGCUGUGGGACUAUGUCAUAGAAUCAUAGAAUCAACCAGGCUGGAAGAGACCUCCAAGAUCAUCCAGUUAAACCUAUCUCUAUCCAGUGAACUAGACCAUGGCACUAAGUGCCUCAUCUAGUCUUUUAUGUAAAUUUGUUUUCAGUUCUGAAGCAGCCACUCAUCUGAAAUGAAAGGUCUGAAUUUUUCAGGCUUGUGGCAUCUGUUUUCAUGCCUACUGAAACACCCUUCUGCCAUUCUGAAGGCAUGACGGCAUAUUCAGAGAGUAUAGACACUUUCCUGCCACUUGGAAGAGCUGCCUAUAAGGUAAGGGAGUUGAGUUUUUCCCUAAGUAGACUACCUAAGGAACGCCAUAGAUUUCUGAGUCUCGGCAAGGCAGUAAAAGAAACUACACCCGUGGAAGCUUCAGUCUGUACUGUGUUUUUUUUUCUUUGGCUGUUUUGUUUUUAAUAGUUGCUAUAUGCAUUUUGAUAAGCUUUAUGCUUAUUAAACAUAAUAAGUGAGCUGUGCAGGACUGGGCAGAGUCAUCCACCCUCUGGCUGCCUCAGAAGCCUUUACAUUUCUUUUUGACAGAGCCAUUAGUUUGUGUCUUGAAUUGUCUUAGUGCCUCCUAACUUCAAUGCCAGAUUUAAAGGCAUUUGAGGGGAUUUUGUUGUUCCUUUAAACAAAAAAAAAAUACUGUGGUAAAGUAUCCCUUGAGUAAUUGUAAGUGAUAACAGACUAAGAUAAUACCUCGUUUAGUUGACAAGAGUCUUGAAAGCACUUGUGCUUUUGAUUUGAAGCACCUUGCUACCAACAUGUACUUCUUGUGAGAGUAUGUUCAGAUAUUCAGGGGGGUUUACACUUGGCUAAGGUUGACUGACUUGCAGUAGGAUUCUGCAUGGUGUUGUGUAUCCCAGAGUUCUGAUAUUUAAUAAAAGCACUUUUGUUUCUAUAUGA
Molecule: messenger RNA, 3216 nt
Organism: Pogoniulus pusillus (Red-fronted tinkerbird)
Lineage: Eukaryota; Metazoa; Chordata; Aves; Piciformes; Lybiidae
Gene: TMEM175
Product: transmembrane protein 175
Exons: 10
Coding region: 51-1511 (486 amino acids)
Molecular function (GO): proton channel activity; potassium channel activity
Source: RefSeq, a predicted model, not a curated record